Molecule: messenger RNA, 6081 nt
Organism: Amoebophrya sp. A25
Lineage: Eukaryota; Dinophyceae; Syndiniales; Amoebophryaceae
Source: the annotation of a GenBank genome assembly
GAAACAGGCUCUAAGGGCGAGAGGCGCGUUUACCCAUUGAGGUAUUGGAGGAGCACUUGGGCUAGCAGCACGUUUUUUCGGCCGUAUCUUUUCUUGACUUCAUGAGAUUGUGAUUGACUACUUUAUUUUCUGGCCGCCUCUUUGUCUUUGAAACAAGAACUUUCUUUUUGUGAAGAUUGGUCAGCUCGCAUUGUGUAGUUUCAACGAGGUACAAAAACAAAAAGCACGUAAGUAUUUUGUUCUUGGCCCUAGUUGUAAUCAAUGUAUUUUUGUUGAUGAAUAGCAUGAAGAUAGAUCAACGACGCUGCGGUCAAAAGGGUGAACAAGCUUGCCUUGUAAAAAUUACGAAAUAAGUGGAAAAAGAAAUAGUAUGCUGAGAUGAGAAACAACGUAAACACCAGCAAGGAUAUUUCACUGUGUGUUGAAAGUGACUGAAAAGAGAACAAGAAAGCAUGUCAGCUGCUUCGGCUGGCACGUCCUCCGCGGUGGAUGAUGCUAGUGGUACUCCAGCUGCCCCUUGUAGUGAAGGUACUCUCGAGGGUGGCGUGCCACUACCAGCAGAGCUGCAAAGAAUACCCGAUAUCACCGUAGCUACCAUCGGAAACGUGGACAGUGGGAAGUCUACGCUUGUUGGUGUGUUGACGAAGAGCGUACUUGACGACGGACGUGGUUAUGCACGAAGCAAGGUAUUCAACUUCAAUCACGAACAGGAAAAUGGACGCACGAGCAGUAUCGCGCACGAAAUCAUGGGAUUCCACACGCUUCCGGGUGCAGCAUCAUCAGCUGCUGCACAACCAGGAGGCAAGUGGAGUGGAAGCAAAGCAUCAAUUGUAAGCAGUACCAAAAACGAUGCAGCUGCAUCGUCACCAGUGGCAAAUCCAAAUGGAUCCUCAGAUGCCAAUCCCAAUGGUACUUCUACAGCAAGAGAUGAUGCUGGAGGAAAGACAUCAACGAACACUGCCACUUCCGAUGCAGCUACACGCGACUCCGAAAGCUCCGAAGCCAGAAGCACAACGGCUACCGUAUCAACUUCCGCGAGCGUUCGGGACUCCGCAGCUUCCUCUUCGAGUGGCGCAAGCACAAGGGACACCACGAGCACGAUGGCAUCAGUUAACGAUACAGGAGAGGACCCAAGCCGAGCCUCAGAGGCAAGCAUAAAAGGCGACGCUCCUAGUCCGACGUCGGGAGGUGGUGGGCCGUCUUCAUCGACAGACGCGAAUGCGGGAGGGAAAGAAACGAAGCAGCAGCGGAACAGCAAAAAUUCAAAUGUAUGGGUGUGAGAUGUCUUUGCUUUUUUUUGUAUGUCGGAACAACAACUACAAGCGAAAGAGGCAAAUGCACAAGCAUGACCCGUCAGCCUUCUUGAGAUCACUUGCUUCUGAGAUAAAAAUUGAAGCUUAGCGACCUGUCUUUCCUCCCCUUCUGACCUUCUCAUCUCGUCAGGGAUUUUGAGGUAGUUGGAAGGGAUCGCCAUUUGCCUGGCUGGGCAGUUGUUGUGGGAGUCGACCUUGCAGUCGGCUGCCAUUUUGGCUCUACGAAAAAAGAAAAAAAAAUCUACGUUGGUCACGAAAGACCAUAUCAGGGGCACUCAUAUGACACCCAGCAUUUCUUAUCCAACGAACGGGCUGUAGGGUCUUUCCUUUUCUUCAUAUACCAACAACGCGGCAAGCCAGACGCAGAAAUUCGAAGUCGUGGCGGUCGAUGUGGAUCGACAUCAUGGUCGCGUAGUACAAAGCGGUAUGCAGAAAAAUGCCUUGUGGGCCAAGAUCCAAGAGCAGAGCGACAGGCUUAUCCAAUUUGUGGAUUUGUGCGGACAUGAGAAAUACCUGAAGACGACAAUUUUCGGCCUAGUGGGCCUCUGUCCAGACUACGCGCUGGUCGUCAUUAACGCCAAUGCAGGAUUGCAGCGCAUGACCAGAGAACACAUCGGUACUCGGUCUACAGCUGCCUAGAAAUAACUCUACUACGAGAAUAAAACUCAACGCGGAAGUUCUCGGAACCAAUUUUCUGAGAGGACUCGCGCAUAGUUGUAUAUAGCACCAAAGCACUGUGAGCUUCAGGGAGUCACCCAUUAUCGACUGCGAAAUGUAUGACCUCCAGGUAUCGCGAUCGCUUUGAGGAUACCAAUAAUAAUCGUGGUGACGAAGAAGGAUAUGACGCCAGGCAAUGUCUACGAUGCGAAUAUGCUGAAUAUUUGCAAAGUCCUAAAGAGUAACGCGGUAAGAAAGAUGCCAGUUCUCAUCAAACACGAAAGCGACGUUGAGCAUGGUACAACUGCUCUUUUUUACCUAGUCCUUCUCCUCAUCAUUUUCUUUAUCGGCGAGGUGGUCGAGAAUAAUAUUUUUGCGCGGCUAUGAUUAUGAAGUUCAAGGAAAUGACGGACUUGGUAACUACAUAUUUUCUGCUCCUCCAUGACAAUGACUUUGUAUAAACAGCUGCCAAUUCGAUUCUCUCUGAGCGAAUUGUGCCAGUCUUCAGCGUUAGUUCAGUAACGGGAGAUGGCCUUCCGUUCUUACGGUCGUUCCUCUACAAUUUGAAACCGCGAGCUAAGGAGUUACUGUGCAGACCGCCAUCAGACCCUAGAGUGGAGUUUCACAUCGAGUCCAUCUUCCUCGUCGCUGGUGUUGGCGUCGUUGUGGCCGGAUUCAUGCGCAGCGGUAUUGUACAACUUGCUUUCGAUUCCCCUCGAAAGUGGAGUGCUAAUUUUCGCUCAUCGUUGGGUUUGAAGAUGUAUUAGGUUGAGACAAGUAGAGGUGCAAGGUCUUCCACGAGUCCACUGAAUUCCAAAAACACACAGGGUCGGUGCAAGUGGGCUCGCACUUGUAUCUUGGCCCGGAUAGCUUGGGAAAGUAUAAGCACCUGAUUAUACGCGGCAUUCACAUUCGGAGGGUUCCGAAAAGCAAGGCGAUCAGCGGGGAUCACUGCAGCUUCAGCCUUCGUUCAGUACUUGAAUUUUCUGCGCACCAGUGUACCUCCACCAACAUGAUUUACAUCAUAAUGAAUCAGCAUAUCUAUCUGUGUUUCAAGAGGAACAUAAUUGAAUAUAAGGAAAAAGAACUUUGUCCUCUUGUCUUAAGUAUCUAACUAUGAAUGUCUACCUAUAGAUACGUCUUUUGGCAUGUAUUUCCUAGCGUGCUCACACGCCUUCAAAGAAAUAGGUAGACGCAAAGGAGAAGUUUAAGAAGCAGCAUUUCCGAAAGGGUAUGGUCCUCCUGUCGCAUAUCAACGACGAGCCGGUUGCUUUUCGAGAAUUCGAAGCUGAAAUUGUGAUUUUGCAUCACUCGACGACAAUACGGCAGAGGUUUAGCUAAUAUCUUUAUCACAGUAUGCCUAUGCUCGAUGAAGAAAGUAUUGCAUUUCUUUUGCUUCUUCUCGACUUCAAAUUUCACCUUAUUCAUCUCUGUCUUCUCACAAACGAGAAGUAACGUAAGAGGACUUCCUUCAUCGAUUUCUCUAGGUAUCAAGCUGUGAUCCACUGUGGUGUGAUUCGUCAGAGCGCGGAGGUAUUAGGCAUGUCCUCCGAGCUGUUGCGGACGGGUGACAAAGCGACGGUACGAUUUCGGUUCCUGUACCAUGUGGAGUACAUGCAACUGGGUUGGACCUUGCUCUUCCGUGAAGGGCGUACAAAGGGCAUCGGGAGAAUAACAAAGCUAAUUCCAGCGCAAACAGCGGACGCUACCGAACCGAAUCCGAACUUGCGCCGGCACCCAGGAGGCUCGACGGUCCAAGCUUCGUCCCCAGCAGGCAAAAGCAAGGAAGAGGCGUCGUCCUCGUCUGGAGCAAGAAAGUGAUUUAUUUGUUUGCCGAGACACUAUCUUCGUCGUUGGUGGAAAAAAACGACGCGCUUCUUCUGAUCGUCGACCUCGAGGUGCUCCAAAUAUUCAUGAAGGUGUUUCACCACUGUACGCGUUUCAUUCAUACGUUGUUCUUCAGAUCAAGAAGAUCAUUACGUGGAUUCAGGAUACCGAUACAGAGGGCUGGUGGUCUGGUUAAUAUUACAACCGUUUUCAUCUUCACGUAAUGGAUAAUACUGGUAAAAGAAGAAAGAUUCUACUUGAUUCUAUCAAGCAAGGGCAGCUCAUGCUCAUCUUGUCUAUUUCUACUCGUAAUUGAAUACCCCUGUCCAACCAAACCGACCACUGUAUUUUUGACGCGAGUACAAUCCGACAGCCGUCUUGUGCCUCCUGUCGAUUUAUAUAGGAGGAGCUUUCCGUUUCCCACGAGGUGGAUACUGUCGCUGGCCUGAUUAUGUAUGGCCCCCAAUUCAAAGAAUACCAAAAGCAGAGUGUGCGUAGAAUCGCCUAGGAGUCUACGCCCUUUUAGUUUUGUCGCGGCAGUUGUUGUUGUAGUUUUUUUGUAAGUAAGGUUAAUAUCGAUGAAUUUUUGGAAGGAAGUACGUAGUAAACUGUGUAGUCCUUGUUGUGAAGUGUAUCUAAAUGUGUAUGAAGAUCUGUUUUUGUCCAGAAAUUGUUGUCGUGUCAGAAAGGAGUUGAAACGAUUUCAAGUCCUCGUGGAAAAUUCUUUCAUUAUUACAUCCCUGCUCGUGCGGGUUGACGUCUAGAUAGCAGAUAAAGUACCUAUUUACUCAGUAGGAUCGUGGUAAGAGUGACCUUUCUGUCUGUCUCCUCGUCUCUCUGUUUUAAAUCUUUUGAGCGCUUGAGAUCAUCUUCUUUCUGUCUCUCUACCUGCUGGCUCUGUCUUCUGUCUUCCCUUGCUCCUGAUUUCUCUGAGUGACCUUUCUUCUGUUCUCGAGUGUUGGCUGAGUUGUGUGCGUUAGCUCUAGUCGUUGUUGAUUCAGGUAAUCCAUGCUUUCUUCAUCUGGGGCCCUUCACUAUUCUCUUCUAUCCUCGUGGCAUUAGCUUCCCAAGAUACGAGCUUCGUUCUCAGUUUCCUCUCGCACAGCCCGGCCGCAAGUCGAUUGGUCUUUGCAAACUAUAAUUGCGAAGGCUUAGGUCCGGAGACGCUCAAGGCCCUGCUGGGGGAGGCGGGUGGCUCCCCUCUCCUGCCGGUCCGAGUGCGUUACAUUCAUUGCGUAGAUUGUUUUUGUGUGUUGGUGGCUUCUUUGCAGGUCCUUUUGGCUCGGGUUUUGCCAUCCUUUUUCUCCUCCUCCCCCCCCUACAUUUCUCUAUUCUAAUUUGUUUCUUCCACACUUUUUUACUCAUUCAUCCGUUCCCAUUUUCUCGCUUUUGUUGAUGAACAUCGCUUGACACCUAUGGGAAUUGAUGCUUACUAGUUUCUUUAAACAUCCAAAAGCAAAAACUAAUCUCUUGUGCCCUAUUUAACUCGCAGAAAGGCAGCCGCGGGACACUAUGCGGGAAACAUCAGCGAGCGGAAAAAUGGCGUCAUUUACCAAAAGAAGAAAAACCGAGUCAAACUAGCGCAUAUUUUGACUUUCUGAUGAUGGACGGCGAAUAAUCACAGCCGAAGCGGGUGCUUUUCCUUCUUUUAUCUUUGCGCGCUGAAUAUUUUUAUUCUUACCAAUCAAUCUUAUACUUAUUUUUCUAGAAGAAUUACGCGUGGCAGUGCCAGUGGCUGCAGGCAAAGAGAAUCUUUACCUCCUAGUACUAGAAAAGUAACACUUCGGCACCUCCGACAUGAUAGAUAGCUUGAUAGUGUUGAGAGUCGUAUUUCUGAACACUGUCCGUCGUGUUUGAAUAGCAUCGCUUUACUGUGUUAUCCUUUCCUCACUCGGGAGUUCUUGCUUUCCUUUGGCCGCUAUCAUGCAUCGCAUGCAUUUACAGGAUACAAUUCGUAUCUGCAAUCACCAGGAUCAACUUCAACAACGCCUUAAAGAAUAAUCCAAUACGUACUUAAGUAGAUGUUUGCGCACUUGUAGACAAGUAGGCAACAAAACAAAAAAAAGUAUGGGUCUGGCCGAAGAAGAGUAAGAGAAAUGCAAACAAGAUCACCAAUAUCUAUGCGCCGUGCGUCAUGAGGAUCCCGAUCCUUGUCGAGGUGGUGAUCACGGAGACGUUUUUUCAGUCGGAGUGGCUCAUUGAUCGUACUUCCUUGUAGAGUCCUCGCACCUCCAGGCAUCAAAAACAACAAGCUCACUCUGCUUUCACUGAAAAGGUUGUUUCA